Molecule: messenger RNA, 483 nt
Organism: Lathyrus sativus (Indian pea)
Lineage: Eukaryota; Viridiplantae; Streptophyta; Magnoliopsida; Fabales; Fabaceae
Source: the annotation of a GenBank genome assembly
AUGGAUUGUAGUUGGAUGAAAGCUGAUAUAUUAGAUUUGGUAUAUGAGAAAAGAGUUCUUGAAUUCCUUGAAUACGCUAAUCAAAAUGUUCCCAAUAAUAAUGGUAUAUUUUAUUGUCCUUGUGUUAAUUGCAAGAAUAUAAAUAAAGGUACAGAAAAUGAGAUAUUCCAUCACUUAUAUUAUGAUGGUAUAUGUCAAAAUUAUACAAUAUGGAUAUGGUAUGGUGAGGUGGAUAAAAAGCGAAACCGUGCAUCACAAAGUCACGGAGUUGAUGAAGAUGAAUAUAUGGAUGACCAUCUAGAAGAUAUAUUCUGUGAUAUUGGAGAAUCUUCUUUUAAGAAAUCUUAUAUUUAUGAUACUUUAUGUAGUGAUAAGGACACCCCUUUAUAUAAAGGAUGCACAAGUUUUACAGGAUUGUCUGCUAUUUUUAAAGUGUUUAAUCUGAAAGCUAAAAAUGGGUUGUCUGGUAAAAGUUUCACAUAA